This is a messenger RNA of Raphanus sativus (radish), 1217 nucleotides long. RefSeq names its product inositol polyphosphate multikinase beta-like. The record is from RefSeq and is a predicted model, not a curated record. The transcript has 2 exons. Gene Ontology annotation, biological process: inositol phosphate biosynthetic process. The coding region runs from base 171 to 1034 and encodes 287 amino acids. Gene Ontology annotation, molecular function: inositol-1,4,5-trisphosphate 3-kinase activity; inositol tetrakisphosphate kinase activity. Gene Ontology annotation, cellular component: nucleus; cytoplasm. Lineage: Eukaryota; Viridiplantae; Streptophyta; Magnoliopsida; Brassicales; Brassicaceae.
AAAGAGAAUAGAUUCAGUUAUUAUUUGUCUUCCCGACAAGAUAGCUUAGCAUUUUUUUUCUUCAUUACAACCACACACAACUUGUUGUUCCGUCUUUGCUCAUUCAUUGUUUGAUUCUCUUCUCUCUCUCUCUCUCUCUCCGUGGAGAUUUCUUUGUGUUGCAGAAAAAGAUGCUCAAGGUCCCUGAACACCAAGUCGCCGGUCACAUCGCCAAAGACGGGAAGCUAGGUCCCCUCGUAGACGACCAAGGCAUCUUCUACAAGCCCCUUCAAGGCGACGCACGCGGCGAAAACGAGGCCAAGUUCUACGAGUCCUUCUCCUCCAACAAGAACGUUCCAGACAACAUCCGUGGCUACUUCCCUGCGUACCACGGCGUUCAGCUGGUUGAAGCGUCUGACGGAUCAGGCCAGCUUCCGCAUUUGGCUCUCGAAGACGUCGUCUCCGGUUACGUGAAGCCUUCUGUUAUGGACGUUAAGAUCGGGUCUAGGACGUGGUACCCUGAUGUGUCGGAAGAGUAUUUCAACAAGUGUAUAAAGAAAGAUAGAGAGACCACCACGGUUUCUUUGGGGUUUAGGGUUUCGGGUUUAAAGGUUUUCGACCACGAGGAGUCCGGGUUCUGGAGACCGGACAAGAGGGUCGUUCUGGCCUACAAGGUUGAUGGUGCUAGAACGGCUCUAAGGAAGUUUGUCUCGUCGAACCCGCUCGCUGACUCGGUGGUACCUGACUGUGCAUUUGCGUCAGAAGUUUAUGGAGGUUCUAACGGGAUCUUGACGCAGCUGUUGGAGCUCAAGGCUUGGUUUGAGACGCAGACGCUUUACCAUUUCAACUCUUGCUCGAUCUUGAUGGUUUAUGAGAAUGAUGAAUCAGUUGAUGAUGCGCCAAGGAGGGCGCGAGUGAAGCUGGUGGAUUUCGCGCAUGUUCUUGAUGGAAACGGUGUUAUUGAUCAUAACUUCUUCGGUGGACUCUGCUCUUUCAUUAAGUUCAUCAAAGAUAUAGUUGAGAGCUCAGAGAAUUGCUGUGAAAAUGGGCACUAAGGGACUUGUAUGUUUUUUCUUUAAAUAAAUGUCCGGUUCUUCCUUCCUUGGGGCUAACUGUGUUUGGACAUAAGAUUUGUUGUGUCUCCUUUGAAUUGUAUAAUUUGGUUAUGCCCUACUAAACCAAACCAUUGUACUGUACUUCUUCAUAUGAGUUUUAAUGAAGUUUCCAUGGAAGUAAAA